AGAAGUAUAACCAAAGUUUAUAAAAGCAUAAAAUAUAGAAACAAUAUUCCCUUGAAUAGUGUGCGCCAUACAAUAAGAUUGUUGCGAUGUAUAAUGUUAAAUUGUAUUGGUGUUUUAGGUAAUUAUGUUAUUUUUCUCUCCCCUGUAGUUUGCUCCAUGGGAACCAGUACCAACAGGUUGUACAGUACUCUUGCUCCAACUAUCAGUGAUAAUGGUAUUCCACAGUCCCAGGAAUUUGUUGUUGAGACAGACUUGGAACCAGUUGAUCCAACAGACCCAAACGAGCUCCUUAAAGAAUGUCAAAAGGUCCUUGAAAAUCGUCCACCCAGACUUCAGCGGGAUUUUUUUUAUCUAAAGAAAAGCAGUCAAGCAGGUGACUGCCGUCCAAUCAAGGUCCUUCAGUGGAAUAUUCUUGCACAAGCUCUGGGAGAAUGGAAGGAUAACUUUAUCAAAUGUCCAAGAGAAGCUUUGAACUGGUCAGAGCGUAAAUACCUGAUCCUGGAGGAAAUUCUAACCUACUGUCCAGAUAUACUGUGUCUUCAAGAAGUGGAUCAUUACUUUGACACCUUCCAGCCAGUUCUCAGCGGUUUAGGCUAUCAUUCGACUUUCUUUCCUAAACCAUUAUCUCCUUGUUUGGAUGUCGAACAUAACAACGGACCAGAUGGAUGUGCUCUCUUUUUCCUGCGAGAGAGGUUUGAAUUGAUUGACAGUGUCUCAUUGAGACUGGUAGCCAAGUUGUUGCAGACCAAUCAAGUGGCCAUUAUCCAAACCCUCCGGUGUAUUGAAACCAGCAGAAUAUUUUGCAUUGCUGUUACACACCUGAAAGCUUGCAGUGGCUGGGAGCGGUUUCGUUCGUCACAAGGCUGUGAUCUGCUUCAGAAUCUGGAAAACAUAACAGGGGCUGGUACUCCCCUUAUUGUGUGUGGAGACUUUAAUGCAGAGCCCACUGAGGACGUUUACAAACAAUUUACAAAGUCCAGUCUCAAUCUGAACAGUGCCUAUAAACUGUUGAGUGAGGACGGGCAAUCUGAACCUCCCUUCACAACAUGGAAAAUACGGCCCUCUGGUGAGAGCUGCCAUACAUUGGAUUACAUUUGGUAUUCCCAACACGCAUUUGCUGUGAAUAGAUUACUCAACUUGCCCACAGAAGAACAGAUUGGUCCUAAUCGUUUACCAUCAUUUCAUUACCCUUCUGAUCAUUUGUCACUUAUUUGUGAAUUUAGCUUUCUUGAUCAACUGGAUUGAUGACUCCUUUCAAUUUGUUGCUGGAAGUGAUCAGUUGAAGCUUGCCAUCUUUCAAGUCCACUGCACACUCUUUGUUGAAUCAUUGAUUUUGCUGUAUGAAUGAGAAUAACACGCUCAGAUGAAACAAGUGACAAACCCUGAUUAAAGUGCCAGUGAAAUUUCUAAAUUCUGUUUCUUUGAAGCAAUGCAUUUAUAUAAUUCUUGUUUAAUUUGUUGUCCAUGAUCCUUGGUCAGCAUUUUAGCCGUGCAAUAAACAAAUACCUAGCUUUGUUGCGUUAUGCAAUAUUAUGAUUUACCUGCAAUUUUGUCCCUUUGUGCCCCAUGGUUGACUAUGAAAGCAACAAAUUUACCUCAUAAACUAUUCUCUAAUUUUUGUUCCGGUUGAGUGCAAGCAAACACCUUAUUCUGAACUACGAUUAUCCCAAUGUAAACUGUUCAAGAUAAUUAUUGCAUUUAAGAUGGUUGGAACAUAUAAUUUUAAUUAUUUAAGUGCUAAUGAUUGUGUCAUUUGUGUAAUUUAACAAAAAUAGGCAAGUGUUAUUCGUUAUUCAACCGUGUACGGAGUGCUGGGGUAUGGACUAGGUUUGGGUGGCACUGAUAGAGCUGAGUUCAUUGUGACCUCUGGUACUGCGUGCAAAAGUAGCACAGUCUUGUGACCAGGCAGAUUUAUUUAUGAUGUUCUCGUUUCCCCCCCAAUAGUCCAAAGAUGUGCAGGUCGGCAGGUAAUUGGUCACUAAAUUGCCCUUUGUAUGUGGACGAGUGAUGGAAUCUGGACGAAACAGAAAUGUGGGCAGAAUAAACAAAACAAAUUAUUGUAGGAUCAAUGCAUGAUGGUAAACAUGUCUUGCUGGACUGAAGGACCUGUUGCCAUGCCAAAUGACUGCAACUAAGCAUAUGUCCAUUGUAAUACAGUAGAUAAUACCCUCAAAUGGCUGCAAAUCUGAUUUGUUUCCCAUCUCCUCGUGGUCUGCUUAUUACAUUAGGAUCAUUAGAGGUUGUCAAAUUUCACUACACAUGUCACAUCAAUUGGCAGCUGCUAAGUGAAGUCAUCUUAACAAUAAACAGCAUUUUUAACUGUUCCAGUGUUGAAAGGUUAUUGUCAACACAAUGUGACAAGCCUUUGUUUAAAAAAAUAAACAGAUCAAUCUGCUAAAAUGGGAAUUUCAUUUAACUGCAGGUACUGCCAACAGCAAUAUUUGGACUUGCAUGCUGGCAGUCCACUGGAAAUACUUGAAAUGUCUGAAUUGGUUAUUGGGAAUAACUAUUUUCCAGCUAUUCAAUCCUUUUUUUAAAUCCAGUAAUACGAAAUGACCACUAUUAGAGUAAAAAAAGGGUAAAGGUUUUCAUUAUUUGUUUCACAAACUGUAUAUUACAGGAUAAAAUCUAAUGACUUAACAAAACUUCAAUCCUUUAUUCUAAAAAUAAAUCAUGAUUUGGACACUGAACCCAAUUUUUGUCUAAUGUAUUGUGAAAGAAAUGUAAAUGAUCAUUUAGCUGUAUUGUGCAGCCUGUUGCUUAGUUCUUUCUUUACCAUGAUGGUCAAUUAUUUAAUGCUCCAGUUCUGUCAUGCAAUGUAUAAAAUUGCAUUGUUUUAGAACAUUCUGAAUUAGAGUAUUAAGGGAUAAAUCAAAGUGCUUGAAAAUCUACUUCAUUCCAAGCUAAAUUGCAGUGAAUACAUAAAGACAGUUUAACUUAAAUACACUUAUUUUUGUUGUAAAUGCCAAUAAUUAUGCAGAGGAAUGCAUGAGGAAUUUAGAAAGGCUACUUUGGAACUUUUUAAAAAGCUGGUAACUAAAGGCUUGUGAUUUCAAAAUGUUAUUAAAAAAAAAUAGAACUGCACUAUUAA
Molecule: messenger RNA, 3091 nt
Organism: Amblyraja radiata (thorny skate)
Lineage: Eukaryota; Metazoa; Chordata; Chondrichthyes; Rajiformes; Rajidae
Product: nocturnin
Exons: 2
Coding region: 94-1245 (383 amino acids)
Biological process (GO): circadian rhythm
Molecular function (GO): poly(A)-specific ribonuclease activity
Source: RefSeq, a predicted model, not a curated record